CACCGGUCGUCACAUCUUUGUCAGUGAACAAAAUGGCAACCUACUGUCUAACUGUCGCCCGGCUUCAGCUGGUGCUGGGCAAUGGUGCACGGCGCCUGCAUAUAUCGGCGGCGUACAGAGCCAAGGCCAAAGUGUCUAUGAGCCGCUUUGAGCCAACUUCCUUCGUCAACUACGAGCGGCUCCAGUCCAACAUUGACAUCGUGCGAUCGAGACUCAACCGGCCCCUCACCCUGUCAGAGAAGAUCGUGUACGGCCAUCUCGAUGACCCUAAAAAUCAGGAAAUCGACCGCGGGCGCACGUACCUGCGGCUGCGGCCCGACCGCGUGGCCAUGCAGGACGCCACGGCCCAGAUGGCCAUGCUGCAGUUCAUCAGCAGCGGCCUGCCGAAGGUGGCCGUGCCCUCCACCAUCCACUGUGACCACCUGAUCGAGGCCCAGACCGGAGGAGAGAAGGAUCUGGCCAGAGCAAAGGAAAUCAACGAGGAGGUCUACAACUUCCUGUCCAGCGCUGGAGCAAAAUACGGAGUCGGCUUCUGGAAACCAGGCUCUGGAAUCAUCCAUCAGAUAAUCCUGGAGAACUACGCCUACCCGGGAGUGAUGCUCAUCGGCACAGAUUCCCACACACCAAACGGCGGUGGGCUCGGUUCCAUCUGCAUCGGAGUCGGAGGAGCAGACGCUGUCGAUGUCAUGGCAGGAAUCGCCUGGGAGCUCAAGUGCCCGAAGGUGAUCGGUGUGAAGUUGACGGGUUCCCUCUCAGGCUGGACGUCUCCUAAAGACGUCAUCCUGAAAGUGGCCGGCAUCCUGACGGUGAAGGGAGGCACGGGAGCCAUCGUUGAAUACCACGGACCAGGAGUUGACUCCAUCUCCUGCACCGGAAUGGCCACCAUCUGCAACAUGGGAGCAGAGAUUGGAGCCACGACCUCAGUGUUCCCCUACAACCACCGUAUGAAGACGUACCUGGAGAAGACCGGACGUGGAGAUAUCGCUGCUAUGGCCGAUGAAUACGCCGACCUGUUGGUUCCAGAUGAAGGCUGCGAGUACGACGAGCUCAUCGAGCUCAAUCUGGAUCAUCUGAAGCCCCACAUUAACGGACCCUUCACCCCCGACCUGGCCCACCCUGUGUCUGAAGUCGGAGCUGUGGCUGAGAAGCACGGCUGGCCAAUGGAGGUUAAAGUUGGUCUGAUUGGCAGCUGCACCAACUCCAGCUACGAGGACAUGGGCCGCGCCGCCUCUGUGGCCAAGCAGGCUUUGGAUAAAGGCCUGAAGUGCAAAGCUCAGUUCACCAUCACCCCCGGCUCCGAGCAGAUCCGCGCCACCAUCGAAAGAGACGGAUAUUCAAAGAUCAUGGGUGAUGUUGGAGGUGUUGUCCUCGCCAAUGCGUGUGGACCCUGCAUCGGACAGUGGGACAGGCAGGAUGUGAAAAAGGGAGACAAGAACACGAUCGUCACGUCCUUCAACAGAAACUUCACCGCCAGGAAUGAUGCUAACCCCGCAACUCACUGCUUUGUUACCUCUCCUGAGAUCGUCACUGCCAUGGCGAUCGCCGGCACAUUGAACUUCAACCCCGAGACGGAUUACCUCACGGCCGCCAACGGGGAGAAGUUCAUGCUGGAUCCCCCCACCGGAGACGAACUUCCUGCCAGGGACUUCGACCCCGGCCAGGACACCUACCAGCACCCCCCACCUGACGGCAGCAGCCUGAAGGUGGACGUCAGCCCGAAGAGCAACCGGCUGCAGCUGCUGACGCCCUUCGACAAGUGGAGCGGCGGAGACCUGGAGGAUAUGAGGAUCCUCAUCAAGGUGAAGGGGAAGUGCACCACAGAUCACAUCAGCGCUGCCGGCCCAUGGCUGAAGUUCCGUGGCCACCUGGACAACAUCUCCAACAACAUGCUGAUCGGAGCCGUCAACAGCGAGAACGAGGCCAUCAACAAGCUGAAGAACUACCUGACGGGGGAUUACGAUGGAGUGCCGGAUGUGGCCCGCCACUACAAGGCUAACGGUGUGUCCUGGGUUGUGGUCGGAGACGAUAACUACGGUGAGGGCAGCAGCAGAGAGCACGCUGCGCUGGAGCCCCGGCAUCUGGGAGGAAGAGCCAUCAUCGUAAAGAGCUUCGCCAGAAUUCACGAAACUAACUUGAAGAAGCAGGGUGUUCUGCCUCUGACCUUCAGCGACCCAUCGGACUAUGACAAGAUCCGCCCCGAUGACAAGAUCUCCAUCAAAGGACUCAAAAGCUUCGCUCCAGGAAAGCCUCUCACCGCCGUCCUGAAGCACAGCGACGGCAGCGAGGAGUCCUUCGUGCUGCUGCACAGCUUCAACGAGACGCAGAUCGAAUGGUUCCAGGCAGGAUCCGCCCUCAACAGGAUGAAGGAGCUGCAGUGAGGAGCAAACAUGUGGAGGAGCGAGGCGGGUUUUCAGGGGAGGGGGAGCUCAGGGUGGGGAGGGAUGAAGAACGUAGGUGAUGAUUGCUCCGUCAGCUGCAUCAGAAAUGUGACAGUAUACCUCGGAAAGUUGCAUGUUGAUACGUUCAGAGGAAGCUGAUGUUGAUGAGGGAACAAAACAACUCUGCGGUCAGGUACUGUACGCUGCUCAGUCAAACGGUGAAAACCAAUUCCAAACCAGACACACACACACACACACACUGACACACUUUGACACAUCAAGCUGAUAAAGUUACUAGAGCUAAGCCAGGUUAUCACACACUGUAUGAAAAUGAGUCAUUCGACCUGCCCCGGGGUUAUUUACACUCCAUCUGUGCAUUAGAUUUUAUUGAAGAUGCACAAAGGUCCAAAAAUGAACUGAUGGACGCUAAUACUCGUUUAGUCUGCCCUCUAAUUGCCACAAUAAUACACUACAAGGUACAGCAACAAGCCGUCUUAUCUUAACACCAGUUUUAAAAGCAGAAACUAGUGACCGAGCAGUUCUGUAGUGAUUGCUGAAAGGCAUUCUGGGAACUGUAGGCAUGGGGCAGCUUGAGAGAAAGUUGAUUGCAGUGAGCAUCUUUUUUUUUAGUGAAUAAUGUUUGUUUAUCACGGUACACUUUGUCAAAAUGUUUUCAGACUUUACUCAAUAUACAGAAAGACUUCAAGUAAAACUGUUCUUCUUCCCUGACUCCAUCACUGCCACCAUCUUCAAACUGCCCUCCCGAUCAAUCCUUAACCUCUUGAAAGGUCAAACACAUCUUAAGGUUUCCCCACACCUUGUUUGUUUAUUUAUUUAUAUAUAUUUUCCUGCUAAUGGUUCACAUCCUGCGUGCUUUUUCCAUAAACUUCUUUCUACAAAACACACCGCUUCAACAUGGACCUGUGUCGUCUUCAGUGCCCCUUCCUGCAGGGUCACGUGUCACUGUUUGUGUUACUUUUACCUCACAAAACAAAACUGGAUUGCAAAAAAUAAACGUCAGUACUGAUGCUUUCAAAACUGACUGUAGAUGAUCGCUUGCUUUAAGUUAACAGAAGUUUUUCAGUGGAUAUUAUGAACCAAAACCUCCCAACAGAACAGAAACGGGUUUUGUUUUUGUCUUUAAUUCCCCUUUACGGUCCCUGCAAAGUGAACACAUCCAGAGGUUGAUCAGACGAAGGCUCGAACCACUCUCUCUGCUGUGAUGUGUCGGAUUUGUUGUACAUUAAAGUGUUGUGUUAUUUUCUCCCAGAUUAUCUUUUCUGUAUUACAGAAAUGCCAACGGGUUGUAAAAUAAAAGAAUCACAGAUCUCGUUUAUUUA
This is a messenger RNA of Eleginops maclovinus (Patagonian blennie), 3718 nucleotides long. It is a transcript of the gene aco2, whose product is annotated as aconitase 2, mitochondrial. The coding region runs from base 33 to 2378 and encodes 781 amino acids. Lineage: Eukaryota; Metazoa; Chordata; Actinopteri; Perciformes; Eleginopidae. Gene Ontology annotation, molecular function: aconitate hydratase activity; 4 iron, 4 sulfur cluster binding. Gene Ontology annotation, cellular component: mitochondrion; cytosol. The transcript has 17 exons. The record is from RefSeq and is a predicted model, not a curated record. Gene Ontology annotation, biological process: tricarboxylic acid cycle.